Molecule: messenger RNA, 1147 nt
Organism: Bursaphelenchus xylophilus (pine wood nematode)
Lineage: Eukaryota; Metazoa; Nematoda; Chromadorea; Rhabditida; Aphelenchoididae
Source: the annotation of a GenBank genome assembly
AUGAGGGGGAAAGUGUUGUGCAUGGGGAAGACCUGGGGACCAGACGAUGUAAUUGUAAGUGUGUGCUGUUAACAUAGGCUACAGUGACGGACAUGAUCUAGUGACAAAGAACGUCUCAUUUUACAUCCGGGAAGGAUAAAAAAUGUAGCAAAAUGCCUCCUUCUCCAACUAAGAAAACUCCGUUUUGAAGGAGUUUUCCCUCACAACAAGAGCGAGCGCGCUAUUGAAAUCGGUUUUUCACUUGUAGAGGGAGAGGUAUUUUGCCACAUUUUUUGAUACACCCGGAUGCAAAAUGGUACGUUUUUUGCCAUAGGAUUAGGCCUGCAAGUGUAGAUGCUCCGGUUGCGAGGCACAGGUUUCAUUUACCGUGGGGCUACAUACAUAGCUGGCAAAAAAUUUUGGUGGAGGAGGUCGAUGUCACUAUGCAAAAUAACCUUGGUUCCCUACCACUUCUUUCUUCGACUGGUAUCCCUCCCCUUACCCUAGCUACGCCCUACAUACAAUUUUACUUUACCCUGCGCAAUCUGCGCCCAGACACUUUUGCGAACAUCGCGUGAGAGAGAGAGCGCAAAAAAGAAGGGCCUCAGGGUGCAUAAAUUUUGUUUUCGAGGGAAGAAGAAAUCACCUAGAUUUUCCAGAACAAAUGUUGCCGCAAAGGCGACUAAUCUUUGUGUAUCGAUGGAAAAUUGAUGCAGUUAAUCCUGUACUAAAAGUACUACCUAGAGAAACUAGGCGGCAACAAAGCCAAAAAAGUUUCGCUAAAGUUUCCAACGCCUACCUUUUUAGAAAGUGCAAUUAAUCGAGAAAUACGAGGGCCGCGGAAUGAUGACCAAGUACUCUAUUAUUUCAAACCAGCCCCAUUGGGACGGGAACAAUUGGUUCCGACUGAGAGGGGCCCGCAACAACGACGCCAGGGCUAUGAUCAAGGUGUAAGAGGGUUUUUUAGCAGCUAAAGCUCGUUUCUUAUAACCGCAAAAAAAUUUUAUUUCAAGCCAAAAUGUAUGUAAUGUUUAGAACCCAUCUUUGUGGAAGUCAUGGGCCAGCCCGAAAAUGUCGCGAAGCCCACAUCUACAAGACUGAAACCGAAACAGAGCUGAAUAACAAUGGAGAAGAGAGACCGUGGGAGUACUGUGCUCAAGGAAAUUAA